AUGCUACCACCUUCGCUUCUUGCUCUGCUGUGCGCAGUCUUCACUAUUUCAGAUGCUCAUCCUGCUCCGCAAUCCUCUCCAGAACCGCAUUUUUUUCAGGUAGGGGAUCGACGCCUUACUUCUCGAGCUACCAAAACCGAAUAUAUCGCCUACGCCGUCGCGGGUAUCAAUCAGAUGCAAACAUGGUACGAUGCAGCCAAUGGGCUAUGGGACAACGCAUGGUGGCAUAGCGCCAACGUGCUCACCGUGCUUGCAAACUUCGAAGAGUACUUCCCCGACAUGGUCAAGCCGACGACUGACCUCGUAUAUCCAACAACUUUUGCGAUGGCACCUAACAGGUUCCCCGGCUUCAUCAACGAGUUCUAUGACGACGAGCUGUGGUGGGCUCUCGCUUGGAUCGAAGUCUACGACGUCACGAAGGACGAAAAAUACCUCGAUACUGCUGCAGCGAUAUUCGAGGACCCGAAAAGCGUUUGGGGUAGCACGCCAUGCGGAGGUCUCUGGUGGAACAAAGCCCGAACAGGCGUUGGCGCAGUCGAGAACGAGCUCUACUUGACUGCCGCCGCUAAGCUCGCCAACCGUCGCCCCAACACGCCCUCUAGCGGCUACUACUUUAACGAGGCCAUGCGCGCCUACGAGUGGUUUAUGGCCUCGGGCCUCAUCAACUCCGACAACGUUAUCAACAACGGCCUGAAUCUCCAAACGUGCGAGAACGACGGCAACCGCGUCUUCUCUUACAACCAGGGCAUCCUCCUCCCCGGCCUGGCCGAGCUCACCUGGGCGACGGGCAACGCCUCGUACACCGAGCUCGCCAACACGAUCGCCCUGGCGGCCAUGCGCAACCUGACCAACGCCGACGGCAUCCUCACCGACCCGUGCGACGGCGGCUGCAACUCCGACACGGAGCAGUUCAAGGGCGUCUUUGCCCGCGCCAUCCAGUUCAUGGUCAACCGCGCCAUGGGCCUGCCCGAGGCCACGCGCACCAUCUACACGGACUUUCUGAAGAGGAAUGCCGAUUCCAUCUGGGCCUACAACCAGGUCGACAACCAACUCGGUUUGGUGUGGGCUGGCCCUUACGGGAGGGCGACGAUCAUGACGCAGAGCAGUUCCUUGGACGCUAUUGUCGGCGCGGCUUGUGUAUCGUAG
Messenger RNA from Drepanopeziza brunnea f. sp. 'multigermtubi' MB_m1, 1146 nucleotides. RefSeq lists its product as uncharacterized. The record is from RefSeq and is a predicted model, not a curated record. NCBI's taxonomy places the organism in Eukaryota, Fungi, Ascomycota, Leotiomycetes, Helotiales, Drepanopezizaceae. Gene Ontology annotation, biological process: carbohydrate metabolic process.